AUGGCUUGGUCGAAUGAGCAACGCGCUUUUGCUGUCGAGACGUAUUUUUCUCAGAAUAAGUCUAUUGUUGCAGUGCAGCGUGCGCUGCGAACUCGUUAUCGGAUUCCCCCUCGCAACCCUGUUCCUGACCGCAAAUCCAUUUUGUUGUGGGUGGAAAACUUCCGUGCAUGUGGUAGUGUAGUGAAAAAGAGAGUUGGGGCUCGGAGAACUGUCCGAACUCCAGAAAACAUUGACCGUGUCAGAAGAUCGAUCUUGCAGUCUCCUAAGCGUUCUGCCCGCAAGCAUGCAUCCGCCCUUGCAUUGUCUAAUCGCACUGUGCGUCGUAUUCUCCACGAAGAACUCCACUUCCAUCCAUACAAGAUGGUCAUCGUUCAAGAACUCACACAACGGGACUGGCAACAACGAGUACAGGCAUGUGAAACUUUAAUUGCUGACUUGCCUCAUGAUGCACGAGUUUUGUUUAGUGACGAAGCGCACUUCCACAUUUCUGGAGUUGUUAAUAAGCAGAAUAUGCGUUAUUGGAGUGGUGCAAACCCUAGGGUAGUUCAUGAGAGGCCUCUACACAGUGAAAAAGUGACUGUUUGGUGUGCAAUCAGCAGUGAAGGCAUAAUUGGGCCUUAUUUCUUCGAGGAGGACAAUCGUUGUGUUACCAUCAAUUCCGAGCGGUAUGUAAACAUGCUCCAACAAUUUCUUGCACCACAAUUGCAACAGAAUAAUUUUGGAGUAGUGUGGUUUCAGCAGGAUGGUGCCACAGCCCAUACUGCUAGACAUUCGAUGGCUGUUUUGAGGGAAAUGUUCCCCGGGCGAUUAAUCUCCCGGUAUGGUGACAUUCCAUGGCCUGCGCGCUCGCCGGAUUUAACUCCGUGUGAUUACUUUUUAUGGGGAUACCUCAAGAGUGAAGUGUUUAAAACAUCGACCCAGAACCCUACAAGACUUGAAGGAUGCAAUUCGCGUUGA
Homalodisca vitripennis (glassy-winged sharpshooter) is the source of this 957-nucleotide messenger RNA. RefSeq lists its product as uncharacterized. The coding region runs from base 1 to 957 and encodes 318 amino acids. Lineage: Eukaryota; Metazoa; Arthropoda; Insecta; Hemiptera; Cicadellidae. The record is from RefSeq and is a predicted model, not a curated record. The transcript has a single exon. Gene Ontology annotation, molecular function: nucleic acid binding.